UGUUCUCUCAUAAUCGACUCCUUGUGUUCUUUCUCUCUCUCUCUCAACCACUCCCAAUACUCCCUCUCGUUUUUUGAGAAAACCCAAACCAUAAGAAACCAAAUCACAUUUAAAAUCUUGAUUUGUAUUUUCAUCUCUGGUUUUAUAUACCCACCAAGUUUUUUUGUAAAUUUUUUUGCAUGGAGGAGUUCAUAACUAAUCUCUGCUAGCUUCUUCUUAGGUGGGGUUUUCAGGAAGUUUCGUAAUCAUGGGUUUCGAGAGACCAUCAUCAUCAUCAUCAUCAUCAUCAUCAUCAUCAUCAUUAUCAUCAUCAUUACCAACAUCAUUACCAACAUCAGAAAACUCAAGAGCCAAGCUCAGUCUCUUCUAUAUAUUCCUACUCUUUAUCGUCUUCUGUUUGACUACUACUACUACGUUCAUUACUUCCUCUUCUCCAUAUAUUAGGAACUCUUACUCUGAGAAACUAGGGAACUUCUAUGCACAGGAGGAGGGAAAGAGCACAGUAGUGAUAAAGAACACGAGAAAAAUCGGUGACCGGAGCAAGGAGGCGGAGCAAAGGAGGAUUUUAAGGGGAUUGGGGUCAUCUCCGCCAAGGUGCUCAUCAAAGUGUGGAAGAUGCACACCGUGCAGGCCUGUGCACGUAGCAGUGCCACCGGGCACGCCUGUCACCGCCGAAUACUAUCCUGAGGCUUGGAGAUGCAAGUGUGGCAACAAGUUGUACAUGCCAUGAUCGUUAAUUAUAUAUAUUUAUACGUACUCACAUAUAUACAUUAUAUAUUAUUAUAUAUAUAUAAAUGAUCUAUAUGUAGGUUUGACGGUUGUGUCUUAAUUCUGAUGUCUCUACUCAAAUAUUAAUUAUUUGCUAAACAUGUUUCUAAGAGUGAAAACUUUUG
This is a messenger RNA of Capsella rubella, 893 nucleotides long. Its product is annotated as EPIDERMAL PATTERNING FACTOR-like protein 6. Gene Ontology annotation, biological process: stomatal complex development; guard cell differentiation. The record is from RefSeq and is a predicted model, not a curated record. The transcript has 3 exons. The coding region runs from base 248 to 730 and encodes 160 amino acids. NCBI's taxonomy places the organism in Eukaryota, Viridiplantae, Streptophyta, Magnoliopsida, Brassicales, Brassicaceae.